AUGAUUUGUUACCGUCUGUAUAUUCAAAGACUAAUCGAUUAUUUGGGCUUUAACAAGCCUUCAGAAGAAGAACGGCUCCGGCAGUUAUUAUUAAGCAAAAAGAAAAAGAAAUACAAGAGAACCGAACUGAAUUACAAUACGGAAAUGGUGACGAAUGUGUCUCUGUUACUAACAAUAUUAACAUCUUUAGCUUGUCUGACAAUACCGUACGCUGUUCUCGAAAAACCUUGUGAAAUAUUCAAAGAGCGAAAUAUGUACGUUUUGUAUUUCAUAACGUCUUGGAUCGAGGCCUACUGGUUCUUACUGGAUGGCUUGAUAGUUAUUCUGUUUAUUAUUUUGGUUUAUAUGUUUAUGGAGACAGUAUUUAAUGCUAUUGACAAUACGGAUAUCAGCAUGAGCCCGUGGGUGGAACAAGGCAGGUACGCCCAACCAAAACGGCCAAAGUUUAUCAUUCAGACAUGCCGUCCGACGAAUUUCUAA
This is a messenger RNA of Bombyx mandarina (wild silkworm), 480 nucleotides long. RefSeq lists its product as uncharacterized. The record is from RefSeq and is a predicted model, not a curated record. Lineage: Eukaryota; Metazoa; Arthropoda; Insecta; Lepidoptera; Bombycidae.